Camellia sinensis is the source of this 1452-nucleotide messenger RNA. Its product is annotated as putative 2-oxoglutarate-dependent dioxygenase AOP1. Lineage: Eukaryota; Viridiplantae; Streptophyta; Magnoliopsida; Ericales; Theaceae. The record is from RefSeq and is a predicted model, not a curated record.
UCAAUUUCCACAUUCUCUCUCAGACGAUAGAAAAACAAAAUACAAAAGAGAGAAAAAGAGAGAGAGAGAGAGAUAUGGGUGAGGCUGCUGAAAUGAUCCCCUCAAUUUCUCUUACAAAUGAGGUAUUGAGUUUGGAUAGACACAGCGAAGAAUGGAAAGCGAUGACUGGAAAGGUGAGAGAGGCCUGCGAAGCAUAUGGUUGCUUUAUGCUUGAUUAUGAGAAGAUCCCAUUAGAGCUUCAACAAAUACUGUUCAAGACCACCGCCGAGAUGUUCGAUCUCCCAGUGGAGACCAAGUUGCAGUACAAAAAACCUACUCCUAAAGAUGGUGGUUACGUUCUCAGCAACCCGUUUAUCCCUCUCUACGAGAGCUUUGGAGUCUAUGGCGAAGAAGAGGUUCGAGCUUUCGAGAGGCUUAUGUGGCCUCAAGGCAAUCCUCAAUUCUGUGAGGUUAUCAACUCCAUAACUGCAAAGGUGCAUGAACUGAACCUCCUAUUACUGAGAAUGAUUUUCGAGAGCUUUGGGAUAGAAGAGUACUACAAGGAGAAAGCACUAGAUGAGAACAUUAUUGGGUAUUUACGUUCCAUGAAGUACAGACUCCCUAAAGAGGAUGAAGACCCUCUUGGUCUCGCAAUUCACGUUGAUAAAACCAUCAUAACCAUUUUAUGUCAAAAUUCAGUGCAAGGUCUUGAGGUUCUCACUAAAGAAGGAAAAUGGAUUAAACUUAGCAUUCCUAAGGGAACCUUGGUAGUCAUUGUCGGCGAUGGGCUCCAGGCUUGGACCAAUGGAAGAGUUGAAGCAGUGCAACACAGGGUGGUGAUGAGCGGUGACAAAGAGAGGCUUUCGUGCGGAUUCUUUUCUAUUCCAAAGGAUGGAGUGAGUGUUGAGAUACAUCCACAGCUUGUAGACGAAGAACAUCCUCUGCGCUACCGAUCAUUCGUUUAUUCUGAUUAUCUUGCCAAAUACCUUGCCAAUACUAGGUUGGAUGCGCUCGAGCUUUUUGCCGGUAUUUGCUGAUCUGUGGCACAGAGGUUUCUCCUAUUUGACUUUCUAGUGUUGGUACUAUGAACAAGUUUUGGACUUUAUUUAUCACUGUGUUGAAUAACUUGGGGAGGAAUUAGAGUGGUUUCUAUCCUAUAUUGUACUACUUUUGUUUUUUUGUUUUUAAUUUGGAAUAAUGUUUUAGAGCACUAAAUUGGGAGUUCUAAAGUAUCACUAAUGAUGUGGCACAGUGGCCCCCACCAAAGUGAUAUGAUGUUUUGGCUUGAGUUUGUUUCUUUUUUUUUUUUUUUAAGCUCAUUAGAGUUAUUAGUGGUCCAAAAAUUAGUGAGAUAAAUCACCGCUCUUUAAUUUGAUACUGUUAGCGAGGAAGUAUAGAGUGGUUUCCGUCUCUUUUGUACUUCUUUUGUUUUUAAUUUGAUAAGUAAUAACCUCUCCAAAAGAGAUUGUGAUC